Molecule: messenger RNA, 713 nt
Organism: Aspergillus glaucus CBS 516.65
Lineage: Eukaryota; Fungi; Ascomycota; Eurotiomycetes; Eurotiales; Aspergillaceae
Product: 60S ribosomal protein uL15
Exons: 3
Coding region: 53-502 (149 amino acids)
Biological process (GO): translation
Cellular component (GO): cytosolic large ribosomal subunit; ribosome
Molecular function (GO): structural constituent of ribosome
Source: RefSeq, a predicted model, not a curated record
CCCAUCGCCAACCACUCAGACCGGUCUUGUCGAGCUCAGUACUGCCGACAAGAUGCCUACCCGUUUCUCGAAGACAAGAAAGUCCCGCGGUCAUGUGUCGGCCGGUUACGGUCGCAUUGGCAAGCACCGCAAGCAUCCCGGUGGUCGCGGUAUGGCCGGUGGUCAGCACCACCACCGCACCAACUUGGACAAGUACCAUCCCGGUUACUUCGGUAAGGUUGGUAUGAGAUACUUCCACAAGACCAACCAGCAGUUCUGGAAGCCCACCAUCAACCUCGACAAGCUUUGGAGCCUCGUCCCCGCUGAGAAGCGCGACGCCUACGUUAGCGGCCAAAAGACCGACACCGCCCCCGUCAUUGACCUCCUUCCCCUCGGUUACUCGAAGGUCCUCGGCAAGGGCCGUGUCCCUGAGAUCCCGAUCGUUGUCCGUGCCCGCUACUUCUCCCGGGAUGCCGAGCAGAAGAUCAAGGAGGCUGGUGGUGUUGUUGAGCUUGUGGCUUAAGCGUGGAAAGGAUGAGAAACAGGCAGGGUCGGUCUUGUGAUGAAAGGUCAAUUUUUUUCUUCCGUUUUUGCUUAAAAAAAAAGAAAUGGGAAUCUUAAAAAUUCGAAAACUGGGAGUCUCGGAUCGGUCGUAUUGACCUGUGUAUCUUGAGAAAGGGCCUCUUGCGACGCUUGGCAGGAUUCUUAAUGCCAUACCUAACGAUUCAAAAGAU